CCUCUGCUUGGAGAGUAUGAGCUGGGAUGGUGAUAGGGAAUGGGAGGAGAGAGCGAGAGGAUGGAAUCAAUCAGUAAGUGGGUAGGGGGUGGCUCACGUGUACGCCGACAGGAAGUGGAACUUUUCAUCAAAACAAUUCACACCCGCGCGUCAAAGUGACUUGGUGAGCGUCAAAGACCAAAGACAGUGACUGUCAUUUGCAUGAAUCAAACGCGCUUGCGCUGGUGUACGCAGUAAUUGUGUUGAAAAGUUUCCGAGUCUGUCUGUUAGUUGUUGCUUUUACAAGCCUAAGCGAAAUUGCAACGUUUUUCAACUGAUAGCGAAUCAUGGCCACACCAUGUGAGUCCGAUGGGACUCCAUUGUCCGAGCCCACUGUUGCUGGCUGUAGGAAAACUCUGCUAGAGUUCUGGAGUUCUGGCAUGACGAACUAUGGGACGGAUGAAGGCAGAGAGAAACUCAAGAUGGCAGUUCAGACCACCGGUCUUCCCGAACUUACGGUCAAGCACUGGAUUGAUAAUGAGAAGCGAAAAGGCCGCGGGAAAAAGCGAAAAGAGAAGUUGCCAGACCCCUAUGGACGGAGGAAAAGGCCUUGUGAUCUUUUCAAGAAGGAGUUCAUGAAAGGAAAGGCUGGUCCAUCUGUAAUAGCGGAAGCUAAUGCGGCGUGGGCCUCUCGGCAGCCUGAAGAGAGCCAGAAGUAUGAGGAGAUGGCUGCACAGUCAACCGUCCCAACCGUGGAUGACCUGAGUACCCAAGCUAAAGGAAUGGCUGCAACGAAGCUGAAGAAAAAGAUGGCUGAACUUGUUUCUAAAAUGCAGUCACUGGGCUGUGACGUUUUCUGUCUAGUGUAUGACUCCAACACACCGAGUGUGUGGGAUGAUGGGUCUCCAAAAGCAAGGGCAUUCUUCCAGGAAAGAAUGCCUGGCCUGGACACCCAGUUUAUUCUAGCAGUGGGUGGACCUAGUGCACCAACGAAGAUCGCAACUGCAAAAGAAAGGGCAGAAGUCGUCGGGAAAGUCACAGACAAACUGAAUGCCAUAGCAAAAGCAACACCGGGUCUCCGGAGAAAGAAAGGCUUUCCAUACGGGAUGGUGAGGGACAAGAAGGCAGUUGUGGAAGGCUUGCCUGAGGGUGUGCAGAUCAGAGAACUCUCCACAAUGGGGCUCCCAGACCUGCGAAAGCUGCUAGCAGUCCUGGAGCAAACAGACAACAUCAGUCUUCGUGUUGUAGAUGAGAGACAAGCUUCCACGGACGUCCCAGGAACGUCAGCCCUCACAGCAGCCCCAGCUUCCACGGACAUCCCAGGAUUGUCAGCCCUCACAGCAGCCCCAGCUUCCACGGACAUCCCAGGAUUGUCAGCCCUCACAGCAGCCCCAGCUUCCACGGACAUCCCAGGAUUGUCAGCCCUCACAGCAGCCCCAGCUUCCACGGACAUCCCAGGAUUGUCAGCCCUCACAGCAGCCCCAGCUUCCACGGACAUCCCAGGAUUGUCAGCCCUCACAGCAGCCCCAGCUUCCACGGACGUCCCAGGAUUGUCAGCCCUCACAGCAGCCCCAGCUUCCACGGACGUCCCAGGAACGUCAGCCCUGUUGGCCAUCCCAGCCCCCCAAGCCGCCCCCCAGACAUCUUACACCAAUCAGCCUGAAGACCAGUUACCAAUAUCUGAGAAAUCCUCCAAUGUCAGCGCCAUGGAGCUGUUACGCAACAUUGCAGACAGAUUUGCGGAUAUGGCAUCUGGCCAUAAUGUGUAGGAUGAAGAGGAAGUUAAUCCAUGAUAGUACUAGAGCCUGUUAGUAGUAGUAGUAGUAGUACAGGUAGUGGUAUCAUUAUUUGAUUUAUUUUUUAAAAAGUUAUUUUUGUUUAAAAUUGAUGCCACCUUCCUACAAUACCAGUAUGAUAAUUAUGAAACACAGUGACUGUCAUAGUGUUUCCGACUGACUUCCAAAGUAUAACACUUGCACUAGGGAACAACUAUUGACAACUAUUGCAACAGCACAUGAUAAUCAUUGUUGAAUAAAUGAGAAACAUACAAUCCUUGAGUUGUUCAGGGACUCUGUUGCACCAUAUAGGAAACUCUGUUUGUCCAUGUUGACUUACUUAUCAGAUAGUACUAAGGUCAACUUGAUGAAUUGCAAUAAAGAGUGCAGACACCUA
This is a messenger RNA of Branchiostoma floridae (Florida lancelet), 2151 nucleotides long. RefSeq names its product mucin-19-like. Bases 327 to 1748 code for a protein of 473 amino acids. Lineage: Eukaryota; Metazoa; Chordata; Leptocardii; Amphioxiformes; Branchiostomatidae. The transcript has 9 exons. The record is from RefSeq and is a predicted model, not a curated record.